Klebsormidium nitens is the source of this 1406-nucleotide messenger RNA. The record is from the annotation of a GenBank genome assembly. NCBI's taxonomy places the organism in Eukaryota, Viridiplantae, Streptophyta, Klebsormidiophyceae, Klebsormidiales, Klebsormidiaceae.
CGUGACUUCUCCCUCAGCGGUAGCAAGCCUGCCGAGUAUCAUCUGGCAAGUUCACAACUCGACUUCAAGCAGUAUCGUUGUCAACUCUUGCAUCAGUCUCAGAUUCUAGUUCGAUUCGAAACAAGAGGCCCGCCCAACCAUUUUCACUAGAGGUCAAUACUUACUAAGCAAACAAGCCCAAGCCUCAGAUAAUCAACAGCACUAGUCACCCGAAGCCCAGUGCUAGAGUAUGCGCUACGUGGGUUGCAAUAUGCACGGCUCGCAGGCGCUGAUGUCAGUUGAGGAGGAAGAAGGAAAUUUACACUCAAGGCUGCAAUGCCGUGUUGCUUAUUUCCAAUGAACAUGGCAAAAGUUCAGAAUAAUGUGCCGGCCUGCGCUGGCUGUAGACAAGUGGGCCUUAGCGUGUGGCAACCUGACCCUGCGCGGCAUGGAGGGAUGCACCAUUCCUUUAGUGUUCACGGAAAGGGAACUGUCUCAUUGUCCCGCAACCCAAGCCAAGUACGUACAACACGCGUGCACCCGGUUCAAUGUCACACCAGUGGUUCUAAUCUGCAAUCUCUAUGGACGAGGGUGAAAAUUUGUCGGCCACGUCAAGACUUGGGGUCCAAAAAGGUCGACAGUCACUUUACUUUCGUCAGCGCGCUGCCGUCUAGUGAGACUGCUGUCGCUGUCAACGAGGAUGCAGCUCAAAGUCUGGCUCAGAUCGACUGCAGACAACGCGAAGCUCUCUCAGCGGAGAGGCUUCGCUUGAUGGACGAGGAGGACAGAAGGGCCCGCCAACGGGAAGAAUGGCACAGGGAGAUGGCUGCCUUGGAGAAGGAGGUUGCGGCUAUGAAAGAGCGGGUCCGAACCGUUCAAAACUACUUGACCUACAAGCAUCUUGGGCAAAGCCUGCCCACAUCCCCGUUGCACUGUAACGAAGACCGGACAACUGUCAACCGAUGAUUGGGCGGCAGCCGCUGCUUUCCCCUCGCUUGCCAUGGCGAGGGCAGCUCGAAGACAUCAACCAUUAGAAUGCUCGCACAAGCUUUUUCAAUCCGCCACCGGACUGCCAAGCUAGGUAGGACGCCGGUAGGGAAGCCUUGAUUGAAUCAGCGACAGCGUGACGCGCUAUUGUAAGGUCCGAGUCAAAAUUGGGUAGCCCCUUAGGAAGAAGAGCCCGAGUGUCUCUAAAGUAUUCGCGACUCUUCCGCACGCGCUUGCUGAAGGACCUUUCGUUUGUGUAGGACACUUGCUGCUAUUCCCCUCCGCCGUUUGCUGAAGCCGCCAGCAAGGCCAGGACGCUUGUAAUUUUCCGAACCAGCAACUCAUAAGUACCUCCCGUUACAUCAACAACAAGCGCUCGAUUGUGCUGGUCGUCCCUCACGUUUGAACGGGUCUUGACGUGAUGAAAGUCUUGCCGGGAG